Messenger RNA from Misgurnus anguillicaudatus (oriental weatherfish), 1990 nucleotides. NCBI's taxonomy places the organism in Eukaryota, Metazoa, Chordata, Actinopteri, Cypriniformes, Cobitidae. The record is from RefSeq and is a predicted model, not a curated record.
CUGCAUAUUUAAAGGAAACAAGUAUCAGUAUGGAGAAACUAUAUAUAACACAACAGAUGGGCUCGGACACUGCAUAACAGCUGUCUGUGAAAAAGAUGGAAUGAUUAAAAAGGAUUCAUACCCUUGUUCAGCAUCACAGCCAACAACAACCUACUCUCCAACAACUGUCUUCAACUUCUCAAGUACAGAUGUGCCAAUAACUUCAGCCAAGUACACCUCAGAAUCUGUUUUAACAAAGACAACACCAUCAUUCAGCACAUCAGCAAAAGUAACAACAGAUGAAUCCAAAUGUACAGUUUGCUACUGGACACCAUGGAUGAAUGUUGAUUAUCCAAAAUUCGGACCACAGGGAGGUGACAAUGAAACAAUAAAAAACGUAAUAAAUUCUGGACGGUAUAAAGUAUGUUCAAACCCGAUAGAAGUCAUCUGUCAAGCUGUGAGAUAUCCAGGUGUACCUUUAUCACUUUUACACCAAGACGUAUUCUGCAAUAAUUCAGGAUUAAUUUGUGAAAAUAAAGACCAAACACAACCAAAAUGUUUAGAUUUUGAGAUAAAAGCGAAAUGUUGUGAAAAAGUUGAAUGUUCACAACCGUCAGUGAGCUCAAGCACAUCAACAACUGUUAUAAUCACACAACAGCCACCUCAAACCGCUACUAGACUGUCAUCAACUGUUACGUCCUUACCACCAACAGUCCAAAGUUCCUCCACUCAAACAUUCAUAUCCACUGCAAAAACCACAACGUUCCUUUCUACCCAUUCAUGUGUUUGCAGUUGGUCAGAUUGGCUGGACUUUGGUAGACAAACAGCAGGAUCUGAUGGGGAAGUAAUACCAAUUGAAAAAAUCACUGAUACCUAUCCUUCUCUCUGCAAAGUACCAGUACAAGUGGAAUGCCGUGCAAAACAAUUUCCAGGACUCCCUCUUUCACAGCUUGGCCAAGCGAUAAAAUGUAAUGCAAGAGACGGACUGGUUUGCUUAAAUAGAAACCAAGGCCUUGCACAGCGGUGCUUUGACUAUGAAAUCAGAGUGCUCUGUUGUGAUGAAACCUGUGGCAGCAUCCCAACACACACAACAGUUCCAGACACCACUAGGGUGUCAUCAACAAGCAUGUCCACUUCAUCAAGCACAUCCACACCAACAGUCCAAAGUUCUACUAGUACAAGCAUUUCUACAACUCCCACAAAUGCAACAUACACUAAAACUUCAUCAACAAGUUCUCCAACUUCAACACCAAAACCAACCAUGUUUAGCCCCUCCUCUGGAUGUGUUUGCAGUUGGUCAGAUUGGCUGGACUUUGGAGGCCCAACAACAGGUCCUAACGGUGGUGCAGUAAUACCAAUUAAAAAAAUAACUGACACCUAUCCUUCUAUCUGCAAAGUACCAGUGAAAGUGGAAUGUCGAGCAAAACGUUUUCCUGGACUCCCUCUUUCACAGCUUGGCCAGACAGUGAAAUGUAAUGCAAAAGACGGAUUGAUUUGCCUUAAUAGAAACCAAGGCUUUGCACAGCGGUGCAUUGACUAUGAGAUAAAAGUGCUCUGUUGUGAUGAGAACUGUGGCAGCGUCCCAACACAUACACCACUUCCAGCCACCACUAGGGUGUCAUCAACAAGCAUGUCCACUUCAUCAAGCACAUCCACAUCAACAGUCCAGAGUUCCUCCACUAGUAUAAACAUUUCAACAACUCCCACAAAUGCAACAUAUACUAAAACUUCAUCAACAAGUUCUCCAACUUCAACAACACUAAAACCAACCAUGUUCAGCCCCUCCUCUGGAUGUGUUUGCAGUUGGUCAGAUUGGCUGGACUUUGGAGGCCCAACAACAGGUCCUAACGGUGGUGCAGUAAUACCAAUUAAAAAAAUAACUGACACCUAUCCUUCUAUCUGCAAAGUACCAGUGAAAGUGGAAUGUCGAGCAAAACGUUUCCCUGGACUUCCUCUUUCACAGCUUGGCCAGACACCUCUCAACACAUGCACCACUUCCAACCACCACUAG